AUGGAGCAUGAGGAUAACUUAAGGCUGAAAGAAGAGAACACACAACUUUUAACUGAAAAUGUGAAGCUGAAAGGGGCACUACGUACCAUUCGCUGCUCCAAUUGCGGCCAACCUCCCACACUUGACGAGAUGAGCAUCGACGAACUCGUACUUGAAAAUGCUGGUAUGCGGGAGAAGGGGGGCUUUUGUAAAAAAAAAAUGGACUGGUUUGAUUCACAGAUCGAGAUGGUGAUGGGCCUGAUUGCAAAAUACACAAGUCGACCGUUGAGGACGCCCUCCGUGCUGCUCGAGCCGCCGGUGGCCGAACUGAAUUUGAUUCUGAGCCGGAAGGGACCGGAGACUGAACAAACGGCGGCGCACGUGUUGGCUGUGGUGGCCAUGGAGGAGCUUCUCGCGAUGGCUCAGCGGGAGGCGCCGCUGUGGAUUCCAGGCAAAGCUGGGCUCGGCGAAGCAUUGAACGAGGAAGAAUACGCCCGGGCCUUCCCCGGUGGGCUCGGCCCCAGGUUCGCAGGCCUCGGCAUCGAGGCCAGCAGGGCCACUGCGAUUAUCGCCAUGGACGCCGUCAGAUUGGUCGACAUACUAAUGGACGUGAGUAAAUGGAGCGCGUUCUUCUCCAGCAUCGUCGCCGGCGCUACUUACAUAACGGGCUAUUCAUUCGGAACAGGAGAAAGCUAUGACGGCUCUCUGCAACUGAUUACUGCUGAGCUCCAAGCUCCAAGCCCCUUGGUGGCUCUCAGAGAGGGGUUGUUCCUGAGGCACUGCAAGCUGCAUGGCGAAGGGCUCUGGGCGGUGGUUGAUGUUUCCUUUGAAGUGUCCCCCGACGCCACCAUGACUAAGUUUCGCAGAAGGCCCUCCGGAUGCAUCAUUCAGCAACUGCCAGACGAUCGCUCAAAAGUCAUAUGGAUUGAGCAUGUGGAGGUGGAAGCCGGAGGCAUUCAUGACAUGUACAAGCCCAUCGUCAACUCUGGUCUGGUAUUUGGAGCAAAGAGAUGGCUGGAGACGCUGUCAAAGCAAUGCGAGAGAAUGGCUAGUCUCAUGGCCAGCAAUUCCACUGCUCCUAUAGUAGGAGACGACGCCGUAGCGACCAAGAACAUACUGAAGUUAUCGGACAGGAUGGUGGUGUGCUUUUUCAGCGGUGUGAGCGGCUCUGUGCUUCACCAGUGGGCAGAUAGACGUAAUGUGGGUAUGAAUGAUGUGAAGAUUAGAGGCAGGAAGAACAAUGGCGAUCCAGGGAGGCCUACUGGCAUUGUUCUUAGUGCAAGCACUUCGAUCUGGCUCCCAAUCCCUCCAAAGAGAGUUUUUGAUUUCCUCCGCGAUGUGCCCUCUCGUAACCAGGUAUUCAGAGCCCAGUAA
Messenger RNA from Zingiber officinale, 1353 nucleotides. RefSeq names its product homeobox-leucine zipper protein PROTODERMAL FACTOR 2-like. Lineage: Eukaryota; Viridiplantae; Streptophyta; Magnoliopsida; Zingiberales; Zingiberaceae. The transcript is spliced from 5 exons. Bases 1 to 1353 code for a protein of 450 amino acids. Gene Ontology annotation, molecular function: lipid binding. The record is from RefSeq and is a predicted model, not a curated record.